AUGGUCGCGGCAACGGACACGGGCGUGCUUAGGGGCAUUCCCGAAUUCUUCGAGACUGAAAUCAACGAAUGUCUAGUGGCCAGAACUGAGUCGCUGGCUACGUUUCGAGAAUUAGGCUCCCCUGAUCUUUGCCAUGUGGUCAAGGCAAACUCAAAAUCAGUUCCAAAAGAGAUUGGGUCAUAUCACUUUGUUCUUGGUGCCGACACUUCAUCUUCAGCAACCGUCGCAGCAUAUUUAAAUUCGCUCAUGUAUAUGCUGGCAAGUGCACCAGUUCAAGGAAAACCAAAUCCAUGGAAAAUCAAAAUGGGAACAUUCUGCUGCUUCAAUGCCUUCUCUCGCGUUGAUGUUCGUGUUGAAGUCAAAAUCCCUGGUGGUGUGGACUCCUACAUUGUAGAUCUUCGUGGAGACAGGCAUCCAAUCACCAAUGUUGCAAUUUGGCAAGAAGCAUUUGUUUCAGCAGUACUAAGAGCAAUUUUAGAUGAUAAUGACGAACCUGAUGGAAACGACGGACAUCCUUUACUUGGAUUAAGAAAAAUUGAUCCUUUGCAAACGUUGGGUGCCGAGGGUCGGUUUCUUGAAGCCGCUGCUGUAGAAUUCUGGAAAGGAUGGCAACUGGGAAGUCAGCCUGAAGUUCAAGUUGCAACACCAUUUUCAAACCAUUUAACAAAUGGCAUCUUUAGCUAUUUUCAAAAUGCUGGUAGACUUUCAGAGGCGGCCAAGUUUUUUGCUGAUUUAGACAGUCGUGACCCAGAUGUUGCCGCUAUCCUUGCCAAGGCGUACCUUGGCACAGACGAAGAAAUCAAAGCUGUACAAGUUCUUUAUGAAGCGUCAAAAAAACAUCCUGUAACAUACAGUUUGUUGCUUGUUCAGACAGAUUUUCUUAUUGGCAAGAAACAAUUUGAAAAGGCACUUAAACUUGCAAAACUUGCAGUCACAUAUGCUCCUUCUGAGUUUUUGGUUUGGGCCAAGCUGGCUGAUAUUUAUAUUCAACUCUCUGAUUUUGAAUCUGCGCUUCUAGCACUUAAUUCAUGCCCAAUGUUCACCUACUGCGAGCGUGACUCUCAGCGCAUGCCCCCACCAGCUAGAACACAUCUCCCUCUUCGUGCAGAUGCUACAACCCUCCGACCAGAUCAAAAUCCAAAAACAAUUCCACAAACUAAUGGUACUCUCUUUGAUGAGAAUGAUCCCCGUGAAGACGAAGUUCAUCCCGAGUUGCAACGCCUUCCAUCCCUUUCACUUCGCGGCACUUUUUUAGAAGCAUACCGCCUUCUUAUUCGUAUUGUUGCUCGUGUUGGAUGGGACGACCUACUCAAGUUUCGUUCACAGGUAUUUGUCAUGGAAGAUGAAUAUUUGAUUCACCGAUCAGCUGCUGAAGAGUCUCGGCGGCCUGGCGACGAUGUUGACACGGGCGAUGAUUUUAAAGAUGAGGAUGAUUUGGAAGGCGAUGUGAGCAGGCGGUAUCUGGAUGAAGAACAAAAAAAUGAUAUUCAUAAUGCUGCUAAUGGAGGUGCAGGCAAACUCCGUCGCUCGUCAUCAAAUACAAGCUCUGAUGUACAUAGCGGAGAUGAUCGGAUAAUGCAAUCUAUUGAUUUGGACAAUGGGGGUGACAUUGCUUCCAAUACUAUGAGUAAUGCCGAUCAGGCACCAAAAUCUGCUUCACCAUCCAAGGGCAAGCUUUCGAUUGAUGAAUUAAUGAAGCGAGCUACAUUGGAAAAGAAUGAUUCAGCGACACCCAAUGUGCAAAAAACUCGUGUUCCUAAUCCCCGUUCACAACUUCAUAGAGUCUCGUUCAGUUUCAAACACAAGCGUCUAUGCGAAAAGUGGUUGGAUAACUUGUUUAUGGUGUUGUACAACGACUUGAGGCUAUAUACCGCACUGAAACAGGAAAUGUCACAGUUUAAAAACCAAACCAAUAAUUCCAAUGCAAUGAUAUAUCGCAAAACUGGUGCAGAAUGGGAGAUUUAUGGUGAUUUGGCUGAACGGCUUUUUCAUCGUGAUGAUGCCAAAGAGGCUUAUCGUCUAUGUCUUGACCAAAAAUUAUCCACCAAGGCGUGGCUAAAACUGUUGCAAAUUCAUGCCGAGGAUGGAAAUAUUCAACUAUGCUUGCAAUCUGUAGUCAAAAUGACUACACUGCUGGAUCGCACAUUUUCUGAGCAUACUUAUCCAAGUUCGAUUGGACGUGGUUUGUUUAUGCUGAUUAGACGUCACGGAUUUGCCAAAGUUCAAAAUGUAUUGAUUUCAAUGAAUGUGCCUCAAGCAGGUUACCGACAGAUUAUUCGAUACUUUGAAUAUGCAGAACUUUUCCGUGUUUCUGGUGCCGACUGGUAAUUCCAAAUGCAUAAAUAAAUGCCUUGAUUUUAAAUC
Messenger RNA from Batrachochytrium dendrobatidis JAM81, 2364 nucleotides. RefSeq lists its product as uncharacterized. The coding region runs from base 1 to 2328 and encodes 775 amino acids. Gene Ontology annotation, cellular component: exomer complex. The record is from RefSeq and is a predicted model, not a curated record. Gene Ontology annotation, biological process: Golgi to plasma membrane transport. Gene Ontology annotation, molecular function: protein binding. The transcript has 11 exons. NCBI's taxonomy places the organism in Eukaryota, Fungi, Chytridiomycota, Chytridiomycetes, Rhizophydiales.